AUGACUGAAACAUUACAAUUGGAGUUGCUUUCUACAAUACACUGCAAACAGCAAGUUGUUCGAGCAGUGAGAUUUAAUAUCGAUGGCAGUUAUUGCCUAACCUGCGGCGCUGAUAAAAAAAUUAAAUUAUGGAACCCGCAUAACGAUUUGCACUUGAAAACUUAUGGAGGUCAUGCAAAUGAGGUGUUAGAUGUGGCAGGUUCAAGUGAUAAUAGUCAGAUUGUAUCUUGUAGUUCUGAUAAAUCUGUUAUCCUAUGGGAUGUUACUACUGGUCAACCUUUGCGCAGGUAUAGGGCCCAUGCAAGCUCAGUAACAUGUAUAAAAUUCAAUGAAGAAUCAACCAUGGCAAUAUCUGGAUCCAUAGACAAUACAGUAGCUUUUUGGGAUGUUCUUAGUAGAAGACAGGAGCCAGUACAGACACUAAGAGAUGCUAAAGAUACUAUAACAUCCAUACAGGUUACUGAUCAUGAGGUUUUAACUACUUCUGUAGAUUGCCAUACAAGAUUAUAUGAUCUACGAAUUGGAAAAAUGAUUUCCGAUUAUAUUGGUUCCAUUAUAACACAUGGAAGUUUAACACAUGAUGGGCAAUGCCUUGUUUUAAGUUGUUCAGAUGGAACCAUAAAAUUAAUAGAUAAAGAUUCAGGAGAACUUUUAAAUACGUUUAUGGGGCAUGAGACUAAUGAUUAUUUGCUUGAAAAUUGUAUUAAUGACAAAGAUAAUCAGAUCAUUUCUGGUUCUGCCACUGGUGAAAUAUUUUACUGGGAUUUAAUUAGUAGUAAUAUUACUAAUAAGUUAGUUCAUAAGUUUAAUAAGCCGGUGGUGUCAAUUAGUCACCAUCCAUCUGAUAGCAUUUUAUUAUCCGCUUCUGAAGAUGAAAUAAAACUAUGGGGGGUUAACAACAAAGAAUGA
This is a messenger RNA of Pieris macdunnoughi, 909 nucleotides long. The record is from the annotation of a GenBank genome assembly. NCBI's taxonomy places the organism in Eukaryota, Metazoa, Arthropoda, Insecta, Lepidoptera, Pieridae.